AUGGUAUGUGAAGUUAACACGAAUUGUUUGGAUAAUCAAGAGGCUACAUCCAAAGAUCUAAAAACGAUGAUCUCGAUGAUACUCUCGAUCCUUCCUCCUAUCGUGAUUGACGGACUAUCAGCGAAGACUCGCGUUAAAAAUCGUUCAAUAGUGGCCGAGCCAGCGUAUAGGAACGUAGUCAUGCCGCGGUUCUUCGCAUUAGCUUGCGUCGCCACGAUUCUCUUGAUGAUGUUUCAAGUAGCUUCGUUGGAGGAACCAAUUGAAAGGGUGGCUAGAAGCCCGGAUAGUGCAUUUCACAGGGAAUCGUCGCCUUUAUUUCUUUUCCAUUUAUUCAAACUGAAAAAGAAGAUUCAAACGAUUGAAAAAGUGGUAACUACGCCAACCACAGCGGACUGUAUUUGUGUGCCGUACUAUUUGUGCGAUUCUAAUCGUACGGUCAUUACCGAUGACAUUGGAAUGAUCGAUAUUAGGUAUCGAAGAUGCACCGGAGAUCUAGAAGUAUGCUGCCGGCCACGAAACGCGACAACUACUACUACCACAACUACCACUAAAGCCACAACGACAACUAUGAAAACCACCCCAACUACAACUACGACGGCUAAGCCAACUACGACGACCACUUCAACUCUUCCACCGGUGAUCUUUCCAAACACAGAGCAAACUACUGUAGUUUGUGUGUGCGUACUCGUAUCACAAUGCGAUCCGAACGGAAUCGUCGGUUCGUCGGGUGAAGGCGUGAUCAAUCCCCGUUUGCAAUACGUCUCCCAGUGUCAGAGCAGUGAGACAGUGUGCUGCAGGCCAUCAAGCGUGAUUCAAUACACCUAUAACCCGCCAGUUACCACCCAGCAAGUUUGUACGCUCUGUGGAAACACCAUUCAGUGCAGCAAUGGUGUUGUAGUCCCUGUCAACGUAGGAGUGGUGAACCCUGCGGUGACUUACGGUCAACAAACAUGCCCUGUGCCUACCACCUGCUGUCAAGGGUUGAAUCCAUUGUACGGAAACGGGAUUCCAGUAGUGAUUGGCCCUAUAAGGAACUCUGGUACAUCUCAGGCGUGUUAUUGUAUGAAAAGUUGGCUUUGCACACCGGGCAACUCGGUUACCUCUAAUGGGGCUGGCGCCAUCGAUCCAAGGUUUUCUGCUUGUGGAACUGCAGAUCAGGUUUGCUGUAGGGCUACCACGAUUAGUGCACGGAGUAGCGGAGAUCUGCAGGGGCGUGGAGAGAGUAUAGUGAACGGAGAGGCUUCGUUUUCUCUGCCUGGAUGCGGCGUUCAGAAUAAAACGUACGCGCCAGUACAAUCCCCUCCUGUGGACACCGGGAAAACUUAUUUUGCAGAGUUUCCGUGGAUGGUAGGGCUUCUAACGGUACAAGCGGAUGGCCAAUUUCUAUUCCAGUGCGGUGGAUCCAUGAUCACCAAUAAUGCCGUUCUCACUGCCGCCCAUUGUGUCACAAACCGAGACAAUGGAAGACUGAUAGCUCGUUUUGGCCAAUGGGACUUGGAAAGCCAACCGGGUGGCCAACUACUGCCCUUUCAAGACGCGAACGUAAAGGCCAUAGUGACCCAUCCCUUGUUUUACAGCGGUGCACUGUUCAAUGACAUAGCUGUGGUCAUACUGAAUACUCCCGUUAAACAGAAUGUUAACGUCGCUCCCAUUUGCAUACCGCAACAGGGAUUAACUUUUCCUGUUGGUACCAGGUGCAUUGGCACUGGCUGGGGAAAGAAUUCGUUUGGUGGAACGUAUCAGACAGAGCUACGAAAAGUGGAGCUUCCAAUCGUGGCCGGAGCUGAUUGUCAAAACCGACUGCGAACCACAAGAUUAGGUCCAUAUUUUCAGUUGCAUAGUUCGUUCACUUGUGCAGGUGGUGAAGCAAAUAGAGACACGUGCCGUGGGGACGGUGGCGGACCUUUAGCCUGUCCAACGGCAACUGGACAAUACUUUCAGGCUGGUAUAGUGUCUUGGGGAAUUGGUUGUGGCUCUUCGAAUAUUCCCGCUGUUUACACUAACGUUGCGCAGUACACGCAAUGGAUCGAACAACAAUUGGCGACUUACGCGGCCGUAAACCAGACAGAAUAUAUUCGAAAUGGCAAGGAACUGGAAAUAAAAGACGAGAAUUGGCAGAGGCGAUACUUGACCUUAGCAUACUCUACGGACAAAUCACGGUCUCCACGCCUGGCACGCCGCAAUCGUGCGUUGUUCUUUGAAGAGGAAACUGGUCUUCCGUUUAUAAUCAGGAUCGAAUUACAGACCUCCAGCAUCAUAAUGUGGAGAAUUCUAUUAACAUUGGCGUUGGCCAGCUAUUCAUUGGGUGCUCCUCAGCAAGGGGAUGGCAAAAUCGACGACUUGAUAUCGAGUAUCUUUGGGUCAGGCCCUCAAACCACUCAAACAAGCCAACCCACUCUUCAAACCGCUCCGGACCCAGUUACACAACAGAAUUUUAGCGGCAACUUGGAUUCCUUGAUCGACAAUGUGUUCGGCGGUCCACAAUCCGCCACUACUCCAGUCACCAUUUUAGGGACACAGAACAGACCGGACAAACCUGCAGAGGACUGUGAAUGCGUGAAAUAUUAUCUGUGUCGUGACGGGACCAUUUUGGAGAACGGAUUAGGAGUGAUUGAUAUCAGGUCUGAUCUUGGUGACGAUAAUAAAAUAUUGGGAGGGUCUACAUGUCCAGAUUACUUGGAGGUCUGCUGCAAAGCGCCAAACAGAACAGACAUAAAACAGACACCACCGCCAAUUAAGAGAAACGGCUGUGGUCAACGACACGCCGAUGGUGUUGGUUUUAGAAUUACCGGUGACAGCAACAAUGAAGCCCAAUUCGGUGAAUUCCCGUGGAUGGUAGCUAUCCUGAAGGAAGAAACUUUUGGCGAGAGCAAAGAGAAAUUGAACAUCUAUCAAUGCGGAGGCUCUUUGAUUCACGCGCAGGCCGUUUUAACCGCAGCUCACUGCGUGCAAGGGAAACAAGCGUCAGAAUUGAGAGUUCGUGCUGGAGAAUGGGACACACAGACCAAGAAUGAAAUCUUCCCACACCAGGAUCGUACUAUACGGAAUGUGGUAAUACACGAGAAGUAUUAUGCCGGAGCUCUUUUCAACGAUUUCGCCUUACUGAUCUUGUCGGAGCCGAUGAAUUUAAUGGAGAACGUGGACAUUGCUUGCCUUCCAGAGAGAAACGCUGUCUUCGAUGGCUCUCGAUGCUUCGCCAGUGGUUGGGGUAAAAACGUGUUCGGGCAAAAGGGUCAUUACCAGGUAAUCUUGAAGAAGGUAGAAUUGCCAGUGGUGCCACGUGAUCAAUGUCAGGAGAGUUUACGGAAAACUAGAUUAGGAAAGUACUUCGUUCUCCAUGAGACUUUCAUGUGCGCUGGUGGAGAGGCUAAAAUAGAUACUUGCAAGGGUGACGGAGGAAGUCCUCUUGUUUGUCCACUGAAAAACAAUCCAGGGACGUACCUACAAGCAGGCAUCGUGGCAUGGGGAAUCGGUUGUGGCGAAGAUGGUACUCCAGGUGUUUACGCGAACGUAGCCACAGCGCGAGAUUGGAUCGACGAGCAAAUGGCAUUCUAUAAUUUGGACAACACUGUGUAUAAUCCUCUAUAGACUGACUGGUUUUCUGAACUAUUUCGUAAAUUUUCACGCAUUCCAAUUACCACUGUUUUCUCAUCGAAAUACUGUUGUAUUAUUUGUAUUUUACUUUCAAACUAAUAAAGCGCGCGAAGCCAUUACUUGAUCCUUGAA
This is a messenger RNA of Habropoda laboriosa, 3726 nucleotides long. RefSeq lists its product as uncharacterized. NCBI's taxonomy places the organism in Eukaryota, Metazoa, Arthropoda, Insecta, Hymenoptera, Apidae. Gene Ontology annotation, molecular function: serine-type endopeptidase activity. Bases 1 to 3588 code for a protein of 1195 amino acids. The record is from RefSeq and is a predicted model, not a curated record. Gene Ontology annotation, biological process: proteolysis. The transcript is spliced from 16 exons.